Messenger RNA from Rhododendron vialii, 1726 nucleotides. Its product is annotated as probable trehalose-phosphate phosphatase F. The transcript has 13 exons. Lineage: Eukaryota; Viridiplantae; Streptophyta; Magnoliopsida; Ericales; Ericaceae. The record is from RefSeq and is a predicted model, not a curated record. Gene Ontology annotation, molecular function: trehalose-phosphatase activity. Gene Ontology annotation, biological process: trehalose biosynthetic process. Bases 469 to 1668 code for a protein of 399 amino acids.
UUUCACUCGCCCUUUCCGUUUUCUCUCACUCCACCUUUUCCCGGCUUCAUUUCUAGGGCUUUCUCUCUCCCCCCGUGUUUCCAGGGGUUCGUCUCCGGCGUCUGCAUUUUGAAGUGAUUGAACGGAGAAAGAUAUAACGUUUCCAGCUUUCGAAUCAGGUGGUAACUGUAUUGAUUUUGCUGGCAUUGGCUAUUCACUCUGUUCUAGGGAUAACGUCUACCCGUUAAUGUACGGCCUUCUGCUAUAAAUGCAUUGUGGCACAAGCAAUGAGAUUUCACGAAGCCUUUGCUUGAUGGACUGCUCACCCAGCAGCAGUGACAAGAAAACUCUAAAGAGGUGGUUCUUCAUAGAUAAGAGGGUUGGGUAAAGAAUAUCUCUCUACCUUAGGUUAAUACUAGGGCCAAAUUUCUCUCCAAGAAGUGGUUCACUAUUUUUCUGGGGGUGGCCUUGUGCAAGUAAUCUGGACAAAUGGAUUUGAAUUCAACAAUUGCCUCUCCUGUUCUCACUGAACCUGCACCAAUAAAUAAGUCCAGACUCGGAAUACACUCCAGUCUUUUGCCUUUUUCGCAAUCUGGAGCACCAUUCUCCUCGGGCAUAUUAAUUCCGAGAAAGAAGCCAGGGAAGCUUGAUGAUGUUCGGUCCAAUGGUUGGCUCGAUGCCAUGAAAUCUUCAUCACCACCCCAGAAGAAGCUACUUAAGGAUUUCAAUGUUGAGGUGGCCUCAGAUGAUAGUGAUGUUGCUUACUACUCCUGGAUGCUUAAGCACCCUUCGGCUCUAAGCUCCUUUCAGCAAAUCAUGAACCACGCAAGGAAUAAAAAGAUAGUAAUGUUUUUAGAUUAUGACGGGACUCUUUCUCCAAUAGUCAAUGACCCUGAUCGGGCCUUCAUGUCUGAUGAGAUGCGUUCUACUGUUAGGAAUCUUGCAAAUUAUAUCCCGACAGCAAUAAUUAGUGGAAGGAGCCUUGACAAGGUGUAUGAGUUGGUAGGACUAACAGAUCUCUACUAUGCGGGUAGUCAUGGUAUGGACAUCAUGUUCCCGGUUAGAGACAGUGCGUUUGCUGACCCUUCGAAUCGUAUUAAAUCUACUGACCAGCUGGGCAAGGAGGCAAACCUCUUCCAGCCCGCUAGAGAAUUUUUACCCAUGAUUAAUGAGGUUUUUAGAAUCCUUGUCGAGAAAACUAAAGAUAUCAAAGGUGCUAAAGUUGAGAAUCACAAAUUUUGUGCAUCUGUACAUUACCGUAACGUAGAUGAGAAGAAUUGGCCUACAAUUGCACAAUGUGUUCUUGACAUUUUAAAAGGUUACCCGCUAUUGCAACUAAACCAUGGCCGGAAGGUUUUAGAGGUCCGUCCAGUGAUCAACUGGGAUAAAGGGAAAGCAGUUGAGUUUCUUCUCGAGUCACUUGAGCUAAAUAAUAGAGAGGAUGUGCUCCCAAUCUAUGUCGGAGACGACAGGACCGAUGAAGAUGCUUUCAAGGUAUUUCGGGAGGGAAAUCGAGGUUAUGGAAUUCUUGUAUCGUCUAUACCGAAAGAAACAAAGGCAAAAUUCUCUCUCAAAGAUCCUUCAGAGGUGCAACGAUUCCUGAAGUGUCUUGUGAGAUGGAAGGAGAAAAAUGAACUGCUGAAGUCCAUAAACAAUAGGAGCCUUGAGUUUAGUGACUUAUUUAGAUGAUAGACUGUUUUCAGUUUUAUUUAAAUAAAAGUAUUGCAGUUUCUGGUAAAUUAGGACA